Saccharomycodes ludwigii is the source of this 453-nucleotide messenger RNA. RefSeq lists its product as uncharacterized. The record is from RefSeq and is a predicted model, not a curated record. Bases 1 to 453 code for a protein of 150 amino acids. The transcript has a single exon. Lineage: Eukaryota; Fungi; Ascomycota; Saccharomycetes; Saccharomycodales; Saccharomycodaceae.
AUGAUAGUUUUAGGAAAAGUGGCUGGAAAGAGAAUUAAGCAUUUUUAUUUUUGUAUAUUCUACUUCUUUUUUCAGUUUCUCUGCACUUGUUUGAAAAGGAUUGCUUAUUUUUUUUUUUUUCGCUCUUCUUUUUUUCAUGCCCGUUUUGGAUUAGUAAAACUAAGAUUUAUGAUUUUCCUCAUCUAUUUAAGGAAUGUAAACUUAGAUUCACCAUUUUUUGCUUUCUUUAAUGUUGUUGGGCUACUCCAUCCCCUCUCUCCAUUAAACCCCUCUUGGUUUGAAGUGUCUUUUGGAAAGAAAAAGCUAGAGAUACGUCAUAAUGUUUUGGAUUAUUGGAGAGAAAGAGAUGCUUAUUAUCAUUUCUAUCACUUUUUUUUUCUAUUCCUAUUUCACCCGCAUCAAACAUACACGGGAAAUACACACCGAAAAGCGAAAGAGGGGGGCAAACAAUGA